UUACAGCUACCUCUAAUCUCAGAAAGAUUCAGCUAGCUAGUUUGGUAGAUGUUGUAAAUGCUGGUAUAUCCAGUAGUGUGCAUUUAAUUUAGCUAACCGUAGACGGCUGACAAGCUAGCUAAAAUGAUGAGGUAGUAUGCGUAGAAUAAUGCCCAACAUUCUGAACAAUGUUUACUGGAUCAUAGAAUAUAUGUAAUAUUACAAUAUAGAUAGCUAAUUACGUUGGCUAUUAAAUAAGUCGACCCGGCUAUUACCCUUGGUUUUUGUGGGCCUAUAUUCCAAUCUGACAUAAAUGGUCACCUAUGCGAAAUGGGCCCACAUUUUAAAUGAGAAAACAAAGAAUUAGGCAGGCUACUUGAGAGAUUAAGCUGAUUACAGUUUUCCGCGUUUUGGGGAUAGCUGCUGGCUAGCUAGUUUGGAAGUGUAGGAGCUUGCCGCUCUGUGUUCCUAAAUCAGGGUCAGUUUUCUAAAUCGACGUUUUCAGUGCCGCCACAAUGGACAGUCAUACCGGGGACGACAUUAGUGUCGUGGAGGUGGAACCCAUGCCUGGCUAUGCUGAUCUCAUAACGAGAGCAUCAACAGUGAUGCCCAGUGCCUUGAGAGGCUGUAGCACUUGCGGUCUAGAGCUCUCCAAAAGCACGCUCCUGGAUAACGCUUAUAUUACCUGGACCGAAAUCGGCCUUUUCUUCAUCUGCGCGGUUAUGUGGACGCAGAUACGACGAGGACUAACAGAAUGUCUGUUCCAGCCGUUUGCACAAUGGUGUAGUCUCCAGCCCAAAGAUUCUGCCAAGAUGCCAGAGAGCUCGUGGAAGCUGGUCUUCUACACCAUGUCCUGGUCGUACAGCACCUACCUGCUCUUCUUCACCAACUACACCUUCUUCCAUGACCCGCCCUCCGUAUUCUAUGAAUGGAAGCGUGGCAUGACAGUGCCCACGGACAUCGCCAUCGCCUACCUGAUCCAGGGCAGCUUCUACGGACACUCCAUCUAUGCCACGGUCUACAUGGAUGCCUGGAGGAAGGAUUCUACCGUCAUGGUGGUGCACCACGUCAUCACCCUGGCCCUCAUCACCUUCUCCUACGCUUUCAGAUUCCACAACAUUGGGUUGCUGGUGUUGUUCCUCCACGACAUCAAUGACAUCCAGCUGGAGUUCACCAAGCUCAAUGUAUACUUCAAGACCCGUGGAGGGGGCUACUACCUCAUCAACGACAUCCUGUCCAACAUGGGCUCUGUCAGCUUCAGCAUCACCUGGUUUUGGUUUCGUCUCUACUGGUUCCCUCUGAAGGUUCUGUACGCCACCUGUGUGUCCAGCCUCCAGUCAGUCCCAAACAUACCCUUCUACUUCUUCUUCAACUCACUCCUCUUGACACUCCUCUGCAUGAAUAUCUACUGGUUUUUGUAUAUAGUGGCAUUUGUGGCGAAAGUCCUGACGGGGCAGAUGAAGGAUGUAAAAGACCUCAGGGAGUACGAGGGUGAGGAGGGAGCCCAGAGGGCCGCAACCCUGCUUAAGGCCCAGCAGCAGAGUAAAGAUGCAGGACAUCGCAACAAUUCUGCUGAAACUCAACUCAACAACUCUACUGAAGGGAAGCACUUGCAGAACGGGAUCACCAAGGAGAAGCAUCUAUAAUUGCCUCUCUAGCUCUAUCUCCUGGCACUUAACUCUGAAUGCAAGUAACCUACAUUUAGGUCUAAGUGAAUAGCAAAAAGGUUUUUAAAAAACCAUCAAAUUAGAAAAGUGAUAAUUUUUCAUUCUGUUUUGUCAUUGUUUUAUUAUAUCACUGUGAAUGUUAUUUCAGGUGACCUUUGUCUUAUUAACAUUAAAUUUGAAGAAAAAGAAAGGUGUGAGUUAUGUGAAUGUCCUCUCGUGUAUUCUACAGGGGCAUUUAGCAGUUCUGUCAGCUCUAACAAACAUAAAACAAGGUUGAGCUAUUGAUUUUUAAACAUCUAGAGCUAGAAAAAAAAACAUGCAUACGUUGGAGGACAGGGCUCUAUUCAGUCUGACACUGAAGCAUUACAGAUUGCGAUAUAAAAAUGUAAAGGUCAUUUUUAUUUGAGCCUACAUGCAGAGUUUACCGUGAAUGCACUCUGCUAACGCGGAAACGUUGCCUUUAAAUUUAAUCACAAUGUAAUGCUGAACUUCCGCAAUACGGAUAGAUUAGGGCCCUAAAGCACUCGCACAGUCACCAUGGCAAAGGUCCUCUCUAGUAUAGUUGAAAAUAAGAGAGCCGCACACUCUAGGAGCUCAGAUGCAAAAAUGUAAUUACCAACUUUGACAGCCAAGCUGUCUUCAUCGGGGUAUAAUUUCAAGUUUUCUACUCCGCUAGCCAGCACCUCAUCUUAAUAGCUGUGCGUUUCUUUUUCUUCUAGACCUCUCUAAUAUAGUGUCAGGUAAGACCCAAGUGCAGACUGUGUAGAAGUAACAAUGUUUAGUGUAACGGGCAUGCAAACGACAGGUCAAGGCAGGCAGGGGUUGAUAAUCCAGAGUAGUGGGGCCAAGGUACAGGAUGGCAGGCAGGCUCAGACAGAAGGUCGGUAUAAUCCAGAGUAGGGGCCAAGGUACAGGAUGGCA
Molecule: messenger RNA, 2567 nt
Organism: Oncorhynchus gorbuscha (pink salmon)
Lineage: Eukaryota; Metazoa; Chordata; Actinopteri; Salmoniformes; Salmonidae
Product: ceramide synthase 1-like
Exons: 7
Coding region: 495-1625 (376 amino acids)
Biological process (GO): ceramide biosynthetic process
Cellular component (GO): membrane
Molecular function (GO): sphingosine N-acyltransferase activity
Source: RefSeq, a predicted model, not a curated record